AUGACCAAGCGCAGUAUCAACAUCGAUUCCACGGCAGAGCGCCGAGUCAAACCCAUCUUGACUGAUCAGAGGCCAUUCAAAGUCACAAAUGUGAACGAUGGUGAAACGAUCCACCAGACAUGUCUGCUCAUUCAUGGCGAAUGCCAAUUGUUCGACUCUGACGACGAAACACAAUACGUAUCGGUCUCAUCUUCCAAUGUGCUGAUCAAGUCUGUUACGACACAACAUUGGCCGUUGGAUGCGGGCAAGUGGAGUGCGCUUGUCAUACUUUCAUCGGGAAAAAACCGGCUUGUCUUCAGUCUCUACCGUGGACAAGAAGUCUGUGGCUUGAUAGAGAUCAGCGUCAACUAUGUUCCACUCCUGCAGUUACCACCUCUGCAUCUGGCAAUUCUCGUGGCAAAAGAUUCACCUCUGCUGAUUGAUUGCCCGCCUGCCAAGUAUGGAAUCAUAUCCAGUGCCCACAGUGGCAUAGAUGCAGCGAUUGCAAAGUUCCGCAUGUCAGCAUACAUGUGGCAGGCUUUCACGGCUGAAGACUUUCGACAAAAGCAGCUGGGGCGACGCUCGUUCCGACUGGAAGAGGAAUGGAGUUGGAACAGCGCGUCGCAAAAUGCCCAUCAAAGUAUCCCAGGGAGUCCUUCCCAGAUGGGUCCUGUGGCAAAGGUUCAUAUUAUACGCUCCGACAAGACUGUUGCUCAGCUCCGUGAUGCAAACGUCGCUCAGCAGAACCCUGGAGGCAGGGACCGUGAUGCUUUGCACAAAUACUUUGAACAGGCAUUAAGGGAUUCGGGCGCACCGUUUGAUUCGGCCAGUCAACCAGUUGUGGCCGGUCUGAUUUUGGACUCCCAUUACUCGACCGAGCAGUCUCUGAUCACAGCACACGCGGCCUUGGGCUGCCACAAGCCAAAAGGCAUCUCCCUGGGGGUUUUUGGAAGUCAUCUCACAUACUCGUGGCCUCGCUUUCUCGAGGAAGUACCCUCAUGUCUGAUCGAUCUGACUCCUCCCGGUGAGACAGUGGGGGAUGACAACGGCGAAUGUGACACGAUGCGCGGAGCAUGCUUCGUCGGUCAAGGCGCAUUCUUGCAUGAGGUGGGCCAUGCAUUUGGUGCAAGCCACACGACGGGAAUUAUGGCGCGGGGGUAUAGCAAGAGCUGGGGAAUGAACUUUGUGCAGCAUGCACAGAACCGCACUUUGAGAAACACUUCCAAAUGGGACCUGCAAGACGCCCUCAAAUUCAAGAUAAUGCCUCACUUUGCUCUCCCAGGGGAUGCGCUCAUCACAAAGGAAUUCCGGGAAGCCCAGAUUCGAAUUGAGACAAUUGUGGAAAAGAAGAACCCCAGUGGCCUUGAAGAUACACGUGAAGGUUUAAGGGUCUCUUGUUCCGCGGGUCUGGCGCGAUUAGAGAUUGCAAGUGAAUCUCCCGACGACGAUUUUGUACAUCAGUUUGAUAACCAGUCUGACCACACUGAGUUUCAAAUCUCUAAUAUCCGCAGCAAAUAUGACCAGCGUUAUCCCUUGAGGAUCGUCGCACUUGGCAAGAACGGCAAGCGUCGGGAGGUUCCAAACGUCUGGGUGAUGCUCACAGAUCUUCCCUUUGUGACCAUCCCUGGAAGUGACCUGGUUCUCCGAAAAGAAUCAGUUCGUUCUCAAGAACUGCACGACUCAAAGCUCGAUGACACUGAGGUUUGCAGGUGGGCUUUGCUUCUUCAAAAACGUGGCAAAAAUGGUCAACUGCACCGUGCGACGUCGAUUGACCUCCGAGUUGGCUGCACCAUGGAUGGAGCGGUUGUUUAUUAUUCUGAUGGCAAGCAUGCCAACUGUGGUCCAGCACUUAACCAAAAUGGCGAUCCCCAUCGCUUCGGCGGGCAUGCGUCACAAGACCACACCAUCCCUGCUGGCGAGCACAUCGCCGAGGUCAAAAUCUGCAAGCGUGAAGAUGGAUGGGGAAACCUGUCGGGAAUUCGCAUGACUCUGAGCAAUGGAGAUUCUUGGGGGUACCUCAACCACACCCCCUAUGAAUAUGAUCCGGAGGAGGAAGAGGCAGAGAAUGACAGCAAACAGGAAGAGGGAGUUGAAAUUGUCACUUUGAAACCCCAGGAUGGGGACAUUAUUGUUGGGUUCUAUGGGACAAGUGAAAAACGUUGUGGAUUCACCCACCAAUUUGGUAUUUUAACCGCCCCAAAGGAUGUUGACCUCCCAGAACAGGUGUAUGACAUGGCAGAGUUGAAAAAUGAUGGAUGA
Penicillium oxalicum is the source of this 2238-nucleotide messenger RNA. RefSeq lists its product as uncharacterized. Bases 1 to 2238 code for a protein of 745 amino acids. Gene Ontology annotation, cellular component: cytoplasm. NCBI's taxonomy places the organism in Eukaryota, Fungi, Ascomycota, Eurotiomycetes, Eurotiales, Aspergillaceae. The record is from RefSeq and is a predicted model, not a curated record. The transcript has a single exon.